This is a messenger RNA of Rhea pennata, 2426 nucleotides long. It is a transcript of the gene KLHL15, whose product is annotated as kelch like family member 15. Bases 399 to 2213 code for a protein of 604 amino acids. The transcript has 4 exons. Gene Ontology annotation, biological process: nuclear protein quality control by the ubiquitin-proteasome system; protein ubiquitination. The record is from RefSeq and is a predicted model, not a curated record. NCBI's taxonomy places the organism in Eukaryota, Metazoa, Chordata, Aves, Rheiformes, Rheidae. Gene Ontology annotation, cellular component: nucleus; Cul3-RING ubiquitin ligase complex. Gene Ontology annotation, molecular function: protein binding.
ACGGGCAACGGUCGUGAGCCGAGGGCCGCGGGGCCGUUGUGCGGGUGGAGGCGCUGAAGAGAGGGAGGGGGGGGAUGGCGAGAGGCUGAGUGCUUAGUGGUAUAGAGAACAAGACCCUGCCCCAAGAAUGAGCAGCUUGAAUCUUUCAUACCAAACAGCUAAACCCCCCACCAAAUGUAUGCUGUUUUCAGAUUCGGACACAAGAUAAAUGUUUUAAAAAUCAAAUAAAAUCCCUGGUACGGUGAUGACAGCCAGCUUGGAGCUUUAACAGAGACUAUGAGAUAAAGGCCAAAUUCCCAGCCCUUCCACUUGGGAAAUGGAACUAUCUCCUUCAUGGAAAGGUCUUCUUACAGGCAUAGAGAAUAUUGCUACUAGUAGGAUUUCUUCCAGUGUGAUUCAUGGCAGGGGACGUGGAAGGGUUUAGCUCCUCCAUCCAUGACACCAGUGUCUCUGCUGGAUUCAGAGCACUGUAUGAAGAGGGAUUGCUUCUUGAUGUCACACUUGUCAUUGAAGACCACCAAUUUCAGGCCCAUAAAGCACUGCUCGCCACCCAGAGCGAUUACUUCAGGAUUAUGUUCACAGCUGACAUGCGAGAACGAGAUCAGGACAAAAUCCAUUUGAAAGGUCUGACAGCUACAGGCUUCAGUCAUGUCCUCCAAUUCAUGUACUAUGGAACUAUUGAACUGAGUAUGAACACUGUUCAUGAAAUCCUUCAGGCUGCCAUGUAUGUCCAGCUGAUAGAGGUGGUAAAAUUUUGUUGCUCUUUUCUCUUAGCUAAAAUCUGCUUAGAAAACUGUGCAGAAAUUAUGAGACUUUUGGAUGAUUUUGGUGUAAACAUCGAAGGAGUCAGGGAAAAAUUGGACUCCUUUCUGCUAGAGAAUUUUGUGCCACUCAUGUCCAGACCUGACUUUCUUUCCUAUCUGAGCUUUGAAAAGCUCAUGUCUUACUUGGAUAACGAUCAUCUGAGCAGAUUUCCAGAGAUAGAGCUGUAUGAAGCUGUUCAGGCUUGGCUGCGCCAUGAUAGAAGACGCUGGAGGCAUACGGACACCAUCAUUCAGAACAUCAGGUUUUGUUUGAUGACACCAUCCAGUGUUUUUGAGAAGGUAAAAACAUCAGAGUUUUACCGAUACUCCCGGCAGCUGCGACAUGAGGUUGACCAAGCCAUGAAUUACUUUCAUAGCGUUCACCAACAGCCUUUGAUGGAAAUGAAAUCGAACAAAAUUCGUUCUGCCAAACCCCAGACUGCAGUAUUUAGAGGAAUGAUAGGACACAGUAUGGUAAACAGUAAAAUUCUUCUCUUGCACAAACCAAGGGUCUGGUGGGAACUAGAGGGUCCUCAAGUACCUUUACGACCAGACUGCCUUGCCAUUGUGAAUAACUUUGUAUUCCUGUUAGGUGGGGAAGAACUAGGGCCAGAUGGUGAGUUUCAUGCUUCAUCCAAAGUGUUUAGAUACGACCCAAGACAGAACACAUGGUUACGAAUGGCAGACAUGUCCGUUCCACGAUCUGAGUUUGCUGUUGGAGUUAUUGGGAGGUAUGUUUAUGCAGUGGCUGGGAGAACCAGAGAUGAAACUUUUUACUCAACUGAACGAUAUGAUAUUACUGAAGAUAAGUGGGAAUUUGUGGAUCCUUAUCCAGUCAAUAAAUACGGACAUGAAGGGACUGUGCUUGGUAACAAGUUGUAUAUCACUGGUGGAAUUACAUCUUCUUCAACUUCUAAGCAAGUGUGUGUAUUUGACCCUAGUAAAGAAGGGACGGUAGAGCAGCGCACAAGGAGAACUCAAGUGGUUACUAACUGCUGGGAGAACAAAUGCAAAAUGAAUUAUGCAAGGUGCUUUCACAAAAUGAUUUCUUACAAUGGUAAGCUUUAUGUCUUUGGUGGUGUGUGUGUGAUCUUGAGGGCCUCCUUUGAGUCUCAAGGAUGCCCUUCUACAGAGGUUUAUGACCCAGAUACUGAUCAAUGGACUAUACUGGCUUCUAUGCCAAUUGGUAGGAGUGGUCAUGGCGUAGCUGUUCUGGACAAACAGAUAAUGGUUCUUGGAGGCCUUUGUUACAAUGGUCAUUACAGUGAUUCAAUCCUCACCUUUGAUCCAGACGAAAACAAAUGGAAAGAAGAUGAAUACCCAAGGAUGCCCUGCAAGCUGGAUGGCUUACAAGUAUGCAGCUUGCACUUUCCUGAAUAUGUAUUGGAGCAUGUUAGACGCUGCAGCUAAAACAGAAUGAGCAACCCACUGAAAUGUAAAAAGCUAUCCCUAAUUUGUCAGGAAAUCCAAACCAGUUGAAUUUCUUCAGAGACAUUAACUUGUGUAUAAGAAUUGCUAAAUGCUUAGAGAAACUGGAUGUACAGGGAAAGUACUUACCAAGUCUAUUAUAAAAGCCAGUAGCUGGUCUGGUAUUGUAAAAAGCUUUUUUUUUUUUUUUUUUUU